GCUGCACUGGCGGGAUCCUUUUUGGCGGCAGGUCAGUACCAUCACACGCACGCACGGCGCGUGGCCACGCUGUCAUUUGAGCUCUUCUGCGCCGAGGCUCCGUGCGCGCCACCUUUCACACGCACUCGAUUUGGACCCCCAAAAUUGGUCCUUUUAGACGCCUACUGCGCGUGCGCGUGGCCGCAGGUGAAGGUGAAGCAGCGUCCUCGUCCUCCUGUGAGCAGACGUGCUGGAGGAACACAACAUGGACUUUGUCAUGAAGCAAGCUCUGGGCGGGGCCACCAAGGACAUGGGCAAGAUGCUGGGCGGCGAGGAGGAGAAGAAGGACCCGGAUGCUGCCAAGAAGGAGGAGGAGCGGCAGGAGGCGCUGAGGCAGCAGGAGGAGGAGCGGCAGAUCAAGCACGCUCGCAUGGAAGCAGAGAGAGAGAAGGUCCGACAGACCAUCAGGGACAAGUACGGCCUGAAGAAGAAGGAGGAGAAGGAGGCGGAGGAGAAGGCGGCCAUGGAGCAGGCGUGCCCCGGCUCCCUGACGCGGCCCAAGAAGGCCAUCCCGCCCGGCUGCGGGGACGAGGACCAGGAACAGGAGGAGAGCAUCCUGGACACGGUGCUCAAGUUCCUGCCGGGCCCCCUGCAGGACAUGUUCAAGAAGUAAACAACUACCAGGGGGCGGGGCAUCUUCACUUAAGUGGACUUUGAGGGCGGAGUCAGUAUGAAUGUCCAGAGGCUUCACACUGCCUUUUUUUUUUACCGAACCUUUGUUGUUGUCCUAACCACCUGAUAGUCCUCUCUUCUGAUUGGCCGGCCCUCAUCUGUUGCUAGGCGGAAGUUCAGGACGUGGCAGCUGGCUUUAGCGCCGCAGAUGCUAAACAGGAAGUGGAAAGAUGAUGAGUGUGCAUAUUUGUAGUUGCAGUACGUAGACAAUCAAUGCCAACAUGGAGGGGGUGGGGCUUAGCGUCUUGGUUCUUGAGGUCAAAGUGGUCCCCAGCGAGACCAAAGACUACUUGUGUUGUUCAGCAGACAAGAUGGUGGACCUCACCUCGAAGCCAUACUUUUGCAAUCAUUUCUUUGUUUUGUCUUUUUGUCAUAAUGGCGUCUAUUUCCAAUGUUUUUUACAGUUUUGGUUAGCAUCAUGCUAACGUGUCUCAGUGGCAUCCAUCCAGAACGUUUCAACAUUUUUGGUUAGCAUCAUGCUAACGUGUCUCAGUGGCAUCUAUCCAUAACGUUCAACGUUUUUGGUUAGCAUCGUGCUAACGUGUACCAGUGGCAUCCAUCCAUAACAUUUUAACAUUUUUGGUUAGCCUCAUGCUAUUUUGUGGUAAUGCCGUCCGUCCAUAACUUUCGGACAUUUUUUGUUAGCGUUUUGCUAACAUGUCUCAGUGGUGUCCGUCCAUAACGUUGCAACGUUUUUGGUUAGCAUCAUGCUGACGUGUUUAAGUGCCGUCCGUCAAUAACGCUUGAACAUUUUUGGUGAGCAUCAGGCUAACAUGUCUCAGUGGUGUCUGUCCAUAAGGUUUGGACAUUUUUGGUUAGCAUCAAGCUAACAUGUUUCAGUGGUGUCCAUCCAUAACGUUUGGACAUUUUUGGCUAGCAUCUCGCUAAUGUGUUUAAGUGCAAUCGUCAAUAACAUUUAAACAUAUUUGGUUAGCAUCAUGCUGAAAUGUCUCAGUGGCGUCCGUCCAUAACGAUUGGACAUUUUUGGUUAGCAUCAUGCUAACAUGUCUUAGUGGUGUCUGUCCAUAACGUUUGGACAUUUUUGGUUAGCAUCACGCUAACAUGUCUCAAUGGCGUCCGUCCAUAACACAUACUGUAAACGAUUAGCUCCUCAUGCUAAUCGCCAGACUAGCAUCGUGAAAAUCCACUUUUAUUCUUCAGAAAACAAUCCAUUGUGUUCGUCUCUUGCUGUGUCUCACGUGGAACACUUCCUUCAGUACACUUCAACAAGUACACUUAGUCUGCACACUGUGUACUUGCCUCUCAAGAGUGUCAAGUAGUGCUGUUCUAAAAUGUCAAACAUUCCUUGCAACCACUGGAGUUAGCCCCGCCCCUUUAUCGGUGGCUACUAUUUUGAGUGCACUCACUUCUGCACUAAACACUAGAAAAGUGACCCAGCGGAGACUCCGCACUUGUUUGCUGUGCUAAGGUCACAUGUUUGUCUUUGUGGCUACUGUGUGUGUGUGUGUGUGUGUGUGUGUGUGUGUGUGUGUGUGUGUGUGUGUGUGUGUGUGUGUUUGUGUGUGUGUGUGUGUGUGUGUGUGUGUGUGUGUGUGUGUGUGUGUGUGUGUGUGUGUGUGUGUGUGUGUGUGUGUGUGUGUGUGUGUGUGUGUGUGUGAGUGAGACGCU
Messenger RNA from Nerophis ophidion (straightnose pipefish), 2340 nucleotides. Its product is annotated as complexin-2. Gene Ontology annotation, biological process: regulation of neurotransmitter secretion; neurotransmitter transport; synaptic vesicle exocytosis. NCBI's taxonomy places the organism in Eukaryota, Metazoa, Chordata, Actinopteri, Syngnathiformes, Syngnathidae. Gene Ontology annotation, cellular component: SNARE complex; terminal bouton. The coding region runs from base 245 to 652 and encodes 135 amino acids. The record is from RefSeq and is a predicted model, not a curated record. The transcript has 4 exons. Gene Ontology annotation, molecular function: syntaxin binding.